AUGGACGAUAGCAAGGAGUACAUUACUCUGUUUGCCACAAAUCCUUCAGGAAAAAACUGUCGCUCAAGUUUAGAAGGUGUCUGGAACUUUCACUACAUGAACAAACUGAAAGCCUAUGCUGGCGAGUGCAUCAACCCAGAGGCAAACAUAACUGCUUGUCAAAAACCCGGAACACAGUUCUUUAACAUCAAUCAGCAGUUUAUUAUAAACUACCGAAAGUGCCCCAACUCACCUGACACUGAAGACGCCGAGGUGCAGUACAAGUGUCUUGGUGAUUGGUACGUCGGAAAGAACCACUACUUUGCCGUUCUCAACUCGAGGGAAUCACGAAUUGAGGAGAAAUACCGAUGUUUUUUGGCCAACCGCGACGACGACCAGUUUCUCUCUGUCUCAAUCACUCCCGAGUGCAACACAUUAAAAUCGCCCCAAGAAGGUCCAGAGAGACUGCGUCUGAUACCGGUGAAGACGGAGACAGUGCCCGCCAAGUGCACGCUACCUGCCAACUUCACUGGGGAAUGGGUCAACACUGCAAACUUUGACGCUAUGGUGCAGAUCAACUCGACAAUGAUGGUCGAAAAGUGGCGCCCUGAUACCGGACGGGUUAAACAGGAGAUAUUCGUGUGCCAAGAGCAAAGAGGCAGUCGAUUUGUGAUGGCGCGUCUCGGAGUCAACGGAUGUCAAAAAGACUACGUUUGCUUUGACUUUGUGUCACGUCACCAGAAUGUUAUUCGCUACCGAAAGGGUCAGCCGAUGAUCACCGAUAAGUUUGCCACUGUUUGUGCCUGGGCUAUGUUCAACUCUGACCAGGAAUGGAAGUACGACAUUCUCAUUGCAAAGAAUCCAGUCUCAGUAAAGUGUCCAAUUGGGGGCAAAUUUCGAUUCAAGCAGCAGGGUGACAUUCUCUUUGAGACGCGAAUCCGCGGUGGUGUGACGCAAUCACCUCGUCCCAAUGUUUACUGCAAGACAAACAUUUCCGACUUUUCCGUCUGCGGCUCAGACAAGAAGCUGAUCAGCAUUGACGCCGACUACUGCCUUUCGGUGGAUCAGUUCGGCUACCCAGUGGACAUCUACAGUCAGCCUGACUAUCAGAUGCAGUGCGUCGCCUUCUGGAAGGAGAACCUCAAGUCCUAUCUGAUCACCUACGACAGCUUCGACGCAUACAGUCGAUACCGCUGUUGGGUGUACCAGCGAGCAGACCUCAACAUUAUUCUCAUGUCCAUGUCAGUGGGCGCCUUUUGUCACAUCAAACAGGACGUCAGAAGUGGCCACUCUGCUCACGGGGCGCAGGUGGCACUCGAAAUGAUUGAAUCUGAACGGGAGCAUGAUGACUGUCCACUGUAUUUCGACGAUGGCACAAAUCCGUACAAAAACAUGGCAGACUAUGUCACCGUCUUGCGGCCUCGCACAACCCGAGACGCCAAUGUUGCUCAUAGAAGUCUGCUCUCCUUUGCGGCAAUCUUCUUUUGUUCUCUCUUCACAAUGAUUGCCGUUUUCCGUCGACAUUGA
Molecule: messenger RNA, 1506 nt
Organism: Rhagoletis zephyria (snowberry fruit fly)
Lineage: Eukaryota; Metazoa; Arthropoda; Insecta; Diptera; Tephritidae
Source: RefSeq, a predicted model, not a curated record